This is a messenger RNA of Scylla paramamosain (green mud crab), 2220 nucleotides long. Its product is annotated as cytochrome P450 2L1-like. Bases 136 to 1608 code for a protein of 490 amino acids. The transcript has 11 exons. The record is from RefSeq and is a predicted model, not a curated record. Gene Ontology annotation, cellular component: intracellular membrane-bounded organelle; cytoplasm. Gene Ontology annotation, biological process: xenobiotic metabolic process. Gene Ontology annotation, molecular function: steroid hydroxylase activity; iron ion binding; heme binding. Lineage: Eukaryota; Metazoa; Arthropoda; Malacostraca; Decapoda; Portunidae.
AGCGGCAGUCACAGCGUCGCAGUUUCAUUGAGGCGCACCACUUUAUUUAAGUAGCUUCACGAAUAACACGUGCGCUCCUUUGUUUCUUGAGUCCGUGGCAGCACUCACCACCUUCAGUGAUCGACCAUCGUCGCCAUGUGGCUGGAGCUGUUCCUUUUCGUCCUCCUGGUGCUGCUUCUGCGGUACUACUUCACCAGGCCCUCGGGCAUGCCUCCAGGUCCGAUGGUGAUUCCUUACGUCGGGAACUCGUUAUUCCCAACCAUUUCCGUCGUCAAGAAAUUAAGGAAGAAAUAUGGUGACAUAUUCAAGACUGAAUUGGGACAAAACAAAUUUAUCUUCUUGUGCAACUACAAGCUCAUCAAGGAAGCUAUGUCAAGGACUGAGCUGUCGGAUCGUCCCCAUCUUGAUUUGGGUUUUAUAUUAUCUGAAGGAGUUCCAGCAGGUGUCAUCAUGACUAAUGGCAAACACUGGCAAAAUGCUCGAAGGUUUCUGCUGCGUAACCUGCGUGAUCUCGGGAUGGGCAAGACCUACCUAGAGGACGCCAUUCAGCGAGAGGCACAGUUGCUGGUGGAGGAUUUCAAGAAACACUCAGGGUCUCCCACGCUCUUUCCCAAAUCCCUCAAUGUCGCUGUCCUUAAUGUUGUGUGGCAGAUGGUUGCAAGCACGAGAUAUGACAUGGACGACGAAAGGGUUUUGUCAAUCAUCAAGAUAAUAAGGUCUUUCGAAACUACGUCAGUAUUGUUAAUUCUGGAGUUCAUUCCAUUCAUCAAGAAGAUCAUUCCAGACUUCAUAAAGAACAGAUUAUCGCUCUACACAAAAAUGGCGAACUUGAGAAAAGAAGCGAAGACACUCAUACAGGACAUAAAGACAGCACACCGCGCCCAGCUGGACCCUGACAACCCAAGAGACGUGAUCGACGAGUACCUCAUCGCCAUGGACAAUAAGAGUGACAUUGCUGAAUACUUUAGUGAAUUGGACUUAGUAUGUGUGACUUUCGACCUGUUUAAUGCCGGGUUCGACACCACCUCCAAUAUGCUGCGCUGGAUCAUCCUCUACAUGAUCAAAUACCCCGAGGUGCAGCGGCGCGUCCAGGAGCAGAUUGACGCGGUGGUGCCCCGAGACACCUUGCCCUCCUAUCAACACAAACCCAACCUGCCCCUGGUGGAGGCCAUGAUACAGGAAGCUCUGCGCUUCUCCUCCAUGGUAUCCCUUGGCGUGCAGCGCUCCCCAGACAGAGACAUUCAAGUAGGGGGCUACCUCAUCCCCAAGGGAAGCUUUGUGUUCCCCGCGACCGUCUGUUGUCACUACGACCCUCAGUACUGGGAACACCCCGACCAGUUCAGGCUGGAGCACUUCCUGGACGACCAGGGCAACUUUGCGUCCCAAAAGGAAGGUUUUCUCCCCUUCGGCACAGGACGCAGGAGCUGCUUGGGCGAAUCUCUGGCCAGGAUGGAGCUGUUCCUCUUCUCCUCCGCCCUGCUCCAGAACUUCACUUUUUCUGCCCCCGAGGGUUGCGAGGUGAACCUCGAAGGAGAUCCCAGAUUGCCAUCAGUACGAUUGGCCCACGACCAAAACAUUGUCAUCACUCCAAGGACGAAAGAGGACUAACUGAGGUCACUCCUGUGGACUCCCUUAGAGGCUCGAGGAGCAGGCGCCUCCGUCCUCUGUUCCCAUCACUGAUUUCGUAAUGGUAGCUUUAUUGCUUGAUGACUAACUUUACGUCAUGAUUCUGGCACUAUUAAAGUAACUCUACAAAGAAAGCAUUCCAUGAACUGUAUUACAGUGCAAUGCGUGAUGUCAGUAGGUCUUCAAGGGUAUUUUUUUUUUUCUUAGUAAGGAAUAUGUACAUGUUGAAAAUGAUAGACAAUGGGCAAGAUGAGCAGUAUUAUGUGGGAUGUGGUCACAAUUUUGCUUCUCACCAGCCGUAUUCAGCAUGUAUCUAUUCUUUCUUCCCAUACAGACGCCAGAUUAUUUAUCUACAAUGAUCAAUAGAGAGUUUUCAUUUAACCUCUUCGGUACGGCAAGUCAAAACGCGGGCCACACAUCAUAUCUGGGAUUUCCGCGCGCGCGGCAAACUUUAAAACUCCACAAAACUAACAUUCACAAAACUAACAAAACUAACCAUAAUUAUAAUAUACUAUGUAUCAGAAUAUCCGGAAUGAUUUCAUUGUGCCUUACACACCAAUAUUCUGUCUAAAAUAAAGUGCAUUUUAUAUUUUA